GAGGAAGUGCGAUCAGGAACCUCGUAUAUACUUCCGUUUCCGGCCCUGCUCCCUCCUUUUCGUGUCGAUAGCGCUCCAGCAAACAUGGUGAACGUUCCUAAAACCCGCCGGACUUUCUGUAAGAAGUGUGGCAAGCACCAACCCCACAAAGUGACACAGUACAAGAAAGGCAAAGAUUCUCUAUAUGCCCAGGGAAAGCGGCGUUAUGACAGGAAGCAGAGUGGAUACGGUGGGCAGACUAAGCCGAUUUUCCGGAAGAAGGCUAAAACUACAAAGAAGAUUGUGUUGAGGCUUGAAUGUGUUGAGCCCAACUGCAGAUCUAAGAGAAUGCUGGCUAUUAAGAGAUGCAAGCAUUUUGAACUGGGAGGAGAUAAGAAGAGAAAGGGCCAAGUGAUCCAGUUCUAAGCUUCAUCUUGUUUUAUUACCACGACAAUAAAAUCUUGAGGUUAUGUUCACUUCA
Molecule: messenger RNA, 460 nt
Organism: Loxodonta africana (African savanna elephant)
Lineage: Eukaryota; Metazoa; Chordata; Mammalia; Proboscidea; Elephantidae
Gene: RPL36A
Product: ribosomal protein L36a
Exons: 5
Coding region: 85-405 (106 amino acids)
Biological process (GO): translation
Cellular component (GO): cytosolic large ribosomal subunit; ribosome
Molecular function (GO): structural constituent of ribosome
Source: RefSeq, a predicted model, not a curated record